This is a messenger RNA of Micropterus salmoides (largemouth bass), 2725 nucleotides long. RefSeq names its product calneuron 1 (gene caln1). Lineage: Eukaryota; Metazoa; Chordata; Actinopteri; Centrarchiformes; Centrarchidae. Gene Ontology annotation, molecular function: calcium ion binding. The record is from RefSeq and is a predicted model, not a curated record. The transcript has 6 exons. The coding region runs from base 534 to 1190 and encodes 218 amino acids.
UGAUUUGGGUUGGAGCGUCUCCUUUGGCCACCAGGCUGCUGUCAUCAAUCUUACCGACGCACGGCACAUAUAGCCUAUGUGUGGAUAUUAAAUCCAUGGAUUUUUCUUUGAGUCUACAGACCUGUGCAGUGAAAGGGUUUUUUUCUGACUAGACUUCACUGUCCGUGAACAUAACCAUAGCCUACGACUCAAGGAGUGAGGGAGGAAAUAAAAACAUUGAUGAGAGUUUGACGAAAAGUGCAACUUGAUUAAACGCGCGGUUCGCUGCUGGACUUCAAAUUAGAAAAACACAAACCAACAGGUGUGACCUUUUAUCUUUUUUUUUUUUUUUUUACGAUGGGAAGAAAUGACUGCACUGUAUUGCCAAAUAAAGGAAUAAUUUACUAAUAACAAAACAAGAAACCCGGUUCGAUCAACGAGGCUGAUUGAGGAGUCCAACUCAAGUCUCGAAACUGGAUCCUACUGCGGGCUUCGAUAACCGGAUUUGACUGAUCACCAUCAGAUAACCUACUUAAUACCCUCAAAGGGAGAAGAUGCCGUUCCACCAUGUGACGGCAGGCCUGCUCUACAAGGGGAACUACCUGAGCCGCUCGCUGUCAGACAGUGACAGCGACGUGCUGGCCAGCAUCUCUGUGGAGGAGCUUCAUGAAAUCCGGGAGGCGUUUAAGGUACUGGAUCGUGACGGAAAUGGGUUCAUUUCCAAACAGGAGCUGGGUAUGGCUAUGCGUUCUCUGGGUUACAUGCCCAGUGAGGUGGAGCUGGCCAUCAUCAUGCAGAGACUAGACAUGGAUGGUGAUGGACAGGUUGAUUUCAACGAGUUCAUGACGAUUCUUGGACCAAAACUGCUGUCGUCUGAAACGAGAGAAGGCUUCCUGGGCAGCACAAUAGAUACCAUCUUCUGGCAGUUUGACAUGCAGAGGAUCACCCUGGAGGAGCUGAAACACAUCUUGUUCUAUGCCUUCCGCGACCACUUGACCAUGAAGGACAUUGAGAACAUCAUCAUCAACGAGGAAGAGAGCCUGAAGGAAAACUCUGGGAACUGUCAGACAGAGUUUGAGGGAGUUCAUCCCUCAAAGAAGAAUCGUCAGACAUGCGUGAGGAAGAGCCUCAUCUGCGCCUUUGCCAUGGCGUUCAUCAUCAGCGUCAUGCUCAUCGCAGCCAAUCAGAUGCUGAGGAACGGCAUGGAGUAGCUGUGCCCACUGUGAGCAGGGAACAAGCCAGCCUGCAUGUGCAUGCCAGUGGGUGAGGUCAUAUCCCUGUUGGUAUGAAAAUAACUGCAAGGAAUAACACUCAAAAUAAUCAUGACAAAAUCCAUUUUUGAAAUUAUUCUUAGUUUUCUUUUUUUUUUUCUUCGAACGAGUGGCACUUCUCCAUUCGACGCCAAUGAAACCGUGAAGCCAGCAUGAGGAGUCAUACAAGACUCCUCCCCUUUACUCUGACAGGGACAUUCAAGGGCUGACAUUAAACAUAAUACUCAGUUGUGUCUGUUUCCCUGAUGCAAUAAAAAAUGUAAAAAAAAAACAAAACAGAUCCCCUCCAAAUAAACGUUAAGUGCAGGAGUUCAGAGCUGCUCCUUUUUUCAGUAGGCGAGAUGUGACACGUGUGUCUGGAGAUCUGUCACCUACCAGGAGUCUGAUGAGCUUCCAGGGCUGCAGUCUGGGCCCCAAGAGGAAAUGAGAGGAAGGGAACAAUUACCCUCUUAUUAUAGUUCCUGGAAUGGAGAUCGGCCACUCAAACAGAAGGAUCUGUACGUGUCAGGCGGCGGCUCCUGGAACUCCCAUGGUGCUACCAUACUUCAGCUCUCCAACUUUCUAUUUUCAACUUCUGCAUCUGUGGGCUGGUAUGAGGUGCUGGCAUCAGUUCAUCAGCCCUACAAACCAAGUAGUCAAGCGAGUAAAAUGUUCAAUGAUAAUUCCAGGUUUGUGUUAUGGAUGAAUGAACGCAGAAGCUCUGAAAGUAUUGUUUUGGAUCUUUUCGUUCUCCUGGACAGUGUUUGGUGAAUACUGUUCAGAGUGCAAAGAAGAGGUUUCUGUGUCCUAUUAAAGAGGGGGGGGGGGGGAUCCACCCUUUCAGCUGGUCCCACUGUUAUAUCAUCUGUUUGCGGUGUCUAGUGCAAGUGAUUGAAUUUCACUUUCUCUAAGACUGCCUCUUCUACUUUUGCCUGACUUGGUGAUUUCCGACAUUUCCCAGAAUGAUUUUGGACCCAGAGAACUGCUGUGAACCCAUCUCAUUCAGCUGUGCUUAAUUUAAUGUGUAGUGGAAAGAGUGAGGACAAGGGUAAGAGCAAAACAGCAAGAGGUUUUCCAGUCAACAUAACCUGAACUGACUUCUACGUGCAUGUCUGUUGGGGACAUUGCUAAAUGACGUUUUUGCUCUUUAAUCCUGAGGGACACCAAAACCAUUUCAUUGAUGUUUCAAUACGUUUUUCUGCUCUCAAACUCAGUGUUAUUUGCAUAUGUAUGCAGGGACGUGCACAGGAAUUUUGAAGGGCAGUUGCUCUGACCUGAAAAAAGGCACCCCCCCCCCCCCCAAAAAAAAACAAACAAACAAAAAAACAUGGGCUAUAUGAAGGACUGAGAAAAAAACAUUUUUUUAUUAAAAAAUAUACAAAAAGUAAAAACACUUAAAUACAGCACUCAAUAACCUAAACUACUAUUAAUAACAAAACAGAAAAACAUGACUCGAGUCAUGAAAAAAGAGUUCCUUAUAUUAUUGUUUAUUGUUU